This is a messenger RNA of Triplophysa rosa, 2875 nucleotides long. RefSeq names its product transmembrane 9 superfamily member 1 (gene tm9sf1). NCBI's taxonomy places the organism in Eukaryota, Metazoa, Chordata, Actinopteri, Cypriniformes, Nemacheilidae. Bases 328 to 2148 code for a protein of 606 amino acids. The record is from RefSeq and is a predicted model, not a curated record. The transcript is spliced from 9 exons. Gene Ontology annotation, biological process: protein localization to membrane. Gene Ontology annotation, cellular component: membrane.
AACCUAAAGAUGUGAAUUAAAUACACGAAAAGAGCAUGGUAAAUCAGAUGCAGGUGUUGUGUUGUAGCCCCGCCCACACCGGAAAAGUCGGAAUGAGAGUAUUUUUAUUUGUAAGGUGACGUGGAUUCGUCUGUAGUGCUGCUGCUCUCGACCUUUCAGCCGUUUUAUCGCGUAAACUAACGAUCGGGUAUCGGCUUUUCACUCUCCGCAUCUUUCACAGCAAUGUCCAGAGAUGAUAUUACAUAUAGGCGCGUGUUGAUGACUGGAUUUUGAAAAGAAAGAAGCGAUUCUGAGGAGUCUUGGAAAGCAGCUGAAACAGGUGUUGUCAUGACAGCAAGACUGGAAUGUAUGGGCCUGCUCGUUGCAGGUCGACCCAUGAGGCUCUGCGUGCUGGUUCUGUGUCUGUUGCCUCACUUUGGCUGGGCGGUUAGUUACAACAAAGGAGAUCCAGUGAUCCUGUAUGUUAACAAAGUUGGUCCAUAUCACAACCCCCAGGAAACCUAUCACUAUUACACACUCCCCGUCUGUAGACCUAAAGAGGUCCGUCAUAAGUCUUUGAGUUUGGGAGAGGUGUUAGAUGGAGACCGUAUGGCAGAGUCUCUUUACAAAAUCCGCUUCAAGGAAAACUCUGAGAGACAGACGCUGUGCCAGCUCACUCUUUCUGAGAAAGAGGUGGACCUGUUGCGAGAGGCGGUGGAGGAGCUGUAUUACUUUGAGUUUGUCCUAGAUGACAUUCCCAUCUGGGGUUUUGUGGGAUACAUGGAAGAAAGUGGAUUCCUGCCUCAUAGUCAUAAGGUGGGAUUAUGGACCCACUUAGACUUCAACAUAGAGUACAACGGCGACUCUGUGAUCUUUGCCAACGUGUCUGUGAAGGAUGUGAAGCCUGUGCCAUUAGAGGAAGGAGGGGUCGGCCACAUUGCUGGUGGCAGUCUGUCGGUCACCCACACCUACAGUGUGCGCUGGUUUGAGAGCACGUUGCCCCACUCGCGCAGGGCGGAGCGUCUUAGAGACUAUUCCUUCUUUCCCAAGACUCUGGAGAUCCACUGGCUGUCCAUCAUCAACUCACUGGUGCUGGUGGUGCUACUGCUGGGCUUUGUCAUCAUCAUCCUCAUGAGGGUGCUGAAGAACGACUUUGCCAGGUAUAAUGUGGAGGAGGAUGGGGCUUGUGAUGAUCUGGAUCAGGGAGAUAACGGAUGGAAAAUCAUCCACACGGAUGUCUUUCGCUUCCCACCGUGCAAGAGCCUUCUAUGUGCCGUUUUAGGGGUCGGGGCGCAGUUUCUGACACUGGCCACAGGAAUCAUUGUCAUGGCACUUCUGGGGAUGUUUAAUGUCCAUCGUCACGGUGCCAUAAACUCAGCAGCAAUUGUACUGUACGCUCUGACCAGCUGUGUAUCAGGUUACUGUUCCUGCAGCUUCUACACACAGAUUCAGGGUCAGCGCUGGGUCUGGAACAUUAUUCUCACGUCUGCACUUUUCUCUGCUCCUCUCUUCUUAACGUGGAGUGUUGUGAAUUCUGUUCAUUGGUGGAGCGGGUCAACCCAGGCCCUGCCUGCCACCACCGUGCUUCUGCUGUUAGGUGCCUGGUUGCUGGUGGGCUUCCCACUCACCGUCAUCGGUGGAAUCGUCGGAAAGAACAAAGCAGGCAACUUCCAGGCGCCGUGUCGUACACGCAACAUCCCCCGUCAGAUCCCCCAGCAGCCCUGGUACAAACACACGGCCGUGCACAUGGCCAUCGGAGGGUUCCUGCCUUUCAGUGCCAUAUCGGUAGAACUGUACUACAUCUUUGCCACUGUUUGGGGCCGUGAACACUACACGCUGUACGGUAUCCUGCUCUGUGUCUUUGCUAUUUUGCUCUCCGUGGGUGCCUGCAUCUCCGUGGCCCUCACCUACUUCCUGCUCUCAGGCGAGGACUACCGCUGGUGGUGGCGAAGCGUCCUGAGCACCGGAUCCACUGGCAUCUUUAUAUUCGUUUACUCUCUCUUCUACUACCACAAUCGCUCCAACAUGAGCGGCCUUGUACAGAGCGUGGAAUUCUUUGGAUAUUCUUUGCUCACCGCGUUUGUUUUCUCUCUCAUGCUGGGGACGGUCUCGUUCUGGGCCUCUCUGGCUUUCAUCCGUUACAUUUACCGUAGCCUUAAGAUGGACUAAAGAGGGACGCUGACUACUUCCUGUCAAAACGCCCAAAGGGGGUGGAGUGAGACUCGUGGACCAGAUCCUCACAGAGCCCUGCAUGAGCAGGUUUUGUGUUGCAGAAUUAUGUUAAACUGUUGCCAACUUUGAGAGGUGUAGGGAACAGAUGAAAACUGACAAAAGACUAAUUUAAUAUUUUAUUUUGCUCACCAACACCCUGAUACUUAAAAUGCACAUAGGUACAUAGUUGCUAGAUGAUAUGCACAUCAAAUACGGAUGUAUUUGAGAGCCAUUUAAAGUUGCUGAACAGGAAAUUGUUGCAUACUUCAUAUAGGUUGCAUCAAGUAUCCAAGCCCAAAAAGUUGCAUUUUGGAUUUUGUUAACGUAGUGCAUUUAAAAUGACUAAAAUGAUUAAAUGUUAAACUCACAUGAUGAGGGGAAUGGACAUAGAGGCCUUCAUAUCUAUAUAUUGUUCACAUGACCAUGAAGGAGAUAAAGCACUUAUGAGUUAAGUGAUAAUGAGUAUAGGUGGAUAUAUAUGGUUAUGAACAGGGUAAAGAGAGGCAUGUGUUGCAUUGUGUGCAGUAUACACAUAUUUGACCAAAAUAUUUGUUUUAGAAUAAAAGCGCCUGAAGAAAUGAAGAAUGGGUUAUGGAAGCAAUACGAUGCUUUAGUCGCCAUCAAACUGUUCGGUUGAAAUGUAAAUAUACAAUGUUUGCAAUAAAGUCACUUUUAUUAUGGUAAG